AUGUCGGCUCAGCAUCAAUAUGACCAAUACGGUCGCGGCUAUCGACAGACAUCUCAGGAAACCUACUCAUACGAUGUGGCGAGCACUCGAUCUGCCCAAGCUUCGGAUUCAUAUAACAAUGAUACACACACGCAAUACGGACCCUACGACCCUCGAUAUCCUUAUCGACCGCCCAGCGAUUCUCAGCACCAAAAGGGACAAGGUGCAGCUCAGCCGCAGACAGUUUAUUCGACUGCUCCCUCGUACUCUUCUGCACAGCAGCGCGGUGCCUCGACCACCUCCUACCAUUCAACAGCACAAACGACCACAGACCACUUGAGUCGAAUGCAAGUCCGAGACGACGCAUCAUACACAGCCUUUGCUCGACCUCAGCACUAUGCACAGACACAAUCGCAACAGUACUCACAGCAGGCGGCACAAGCGCUUCCUGAUCAAGAUUAUCGGCAAACGUCUUUCUUGCCUCUCUACGGCUCUACGUCCCGGCAACAGAGCAUCAGCCACAAUGCUUCGUCCUUGUCUCAUUUCGGCUCUGCGCAAAGGACAGACCAAGGAAAGACGAACGCUGCUCAGAUUCCGCCAUCUCUUGGCAUGACCGGCACCCAGCAAUACCAGACCACUGGUCGCGAGCAUUCGGAUCGUCCCGUCUCUUCCUCCGCAAGUGGCAUCAUCAGCCUGUACACUGACGACGGCAGCACUCCCAUCUUCGACCAGAACGCAAACUUUGCUAGUUUUCCACACGAUCCCGCAGCCUCGACGACCGCCCAUUCGGCCGGAGCAGCUCGUUCUGAUCUGACGGCUUCGGACCGGAAUCGACUGGCUUAUCAACCCUCUCAACGGUCCAGUCGACCUUUACCUCUCACGCCGACAGCUAAACAUCCGAAGCAGCUUCCGCCACUUAGUCCAGGGGGCUAUGGUGGCGUCGUCGUACGUGCAUCCGAUGCGACUUCAGCUGGUCCCGUGUCACCAGCAUCCCGUAUCGAGGACUCCGAUUCUUAUGCGCAACGAGGAUACUUCACUACCGCCUCUCCGCAACCGACGACCUGGUCACCGCCAGUGACACCUUCAGCUACUCAGCACCGUGCAGCCCCCUCCAGCUCCUCUGCAUCGUAUGGAGCGCCACGUUCGAGUCCGUCGCCCAGCAAUCAGGGCACACCCAGUAGCUCUUACGGUCAUCGUCCACUGCCAUCGACAGCUACAUCCGUCGAUCGCUCUUUCUCGCCGCCACCCAGAGAGGGUGCUAGCGUCUCUCCGCUCUCCGCCUUCCGCUCGCCUUCUUACACUCAACCCAGCAAACGACCCACCUGGUCGCCAGCACAGAGUCGUGAGCCAAAUCAACGUUCAGAUGCGAGCCUCGGUCCAGUGUACCGUGCAGCUUCGGCAAGUCAAUCGCAUACGGCCGACUCCUCCUACGAUCCCGAUUCGUACGAAAGCGCCAACAUUGACCGUCAGCGAACACGGAGCGAGGCGUCGGAUCUGUCUCUCGGGCUAAGCAGAUCCGCUCGACAGCCUCUGCCUCCAAUUCCUGGCGUGAUCACCUCUAUGCAGCAGAGCGACUCCCCAGGCCAUGGCUAUCCGACCAGGUCCUCUGCCUCUGGGCAGUACGCAUCAGACGAUGCAAAUCGCGAACGCAUGGCCUCCACAGGUUCCAUCCAACGCCAAACAAGCUGCUCGCAAGUUUCACCAGCAAACGUUCAGGCCUUUGAAACUCAGAGAGGCGUCACCGUUUUGGGUGACGAGAAGCGCGACCUUGCCCAGAAGUACGGCCACGAACGAUUUGAUUCGCUUGCAUGGGAGCCGGUCAACACUCCGAGACCCAAUGCGGCUCAAAGUCUAGCGCAGGGAGCACGCAGCAGUCGCGUCGAAGCGCCAGAAUGGUCGCUCCUUUCUACUGUUGCCCUUCUUCUGCGCGCCAACGUCCCACGAGGCGUGCAAAUCAAAGGCAGCAUCGACUAUCCGAACAGCUUUACUGGCAAAGACGUGGUCUCGACCUUGCAGGAACUGCUCGUUACUGAAACGGUGGGUUCUCAACAUACCCUUGUCAAGUCGGGCGAUCCGAACAGCAUUCGACAGGUGGCGCUUUCUCUGGCCAAAUCACUCAAGAGUCAACUCUUCUUCCACGAGGUUGACUGGGGUGAAAAGGAGCUUACCGAUGACGUGGACGAAGUUUACACUUUCCUUGAAGACAGCCUUGCAGACAUCAGCUCCACUCCGGAGGACCCUGAUGAUUGGGCAGCCGCUCUCAAUCACAACGCGGCCUUUGACUCGAAUCUUCAGCUAUCUGUCGGCGGUGCAGGUAAUGUGAACGGCAACGGCUCCGGUCAACGUCACAAACCGGCCCAAGUGACCGACCUUGAUGAUCUACCCAACGGUGUCUUUACUCCGCUGACCCGAUGCUACAGCCCACUCUGCAGUCCAGGCCGGCCUUCCGCUUGCUACAGUCCUUCAUGUCCCAACUCGGCGUACAGCCCGCUGCCUCUCACCGUCUGUGAUAACGAGAACAGCGCUGGUAGAGUUGGUGGCAUGCUCGACAAAAGCCUGACAGCUGACACCUCACAGAAAAAAGCAUGGGCCGAGAUCGUUCCACCUGAGCUGCUCAAGAAUAUCCCACAUGACGAGAUCGCGCGUCAGAAUGCCAUUCUCGAGACGAUUCAGAAAGAGGAAGAGUUUCUGGCAGACCUCGAGCUGCUCGACACGCUCUUCGUGCAGGGCUUGCAGAGACCAAGUGAUGCAGGUGAUCCUCCGCCGUUGCCUAUCGGACCGGAGCGCGAUGACUUCAUCCGUGAGGUCUUUGGCAACCAUCUUGAGCUGACCGCGCAUAUUCGAGCCCUUGUCGAGCGUUUACACAUCCGGCAAAGGGAGGAGAAUCCGAUUGUACAAACCAUCGGCGAUAUCUUCCUGAGUGCUGCCCUCGACUGGGGCGACGCCUACACGACGUAUGUUGUCAAUUAUCCACUAGCCAUAAGUCGUGUCAAACGCGAGAUGACAAUCAAUCCACGAUUCAAAGCCUUUGUAGAAGCAUGUCGACGCCAUCCAGCCGCCCACAAGCAUCCCUUGGAGAACUUCCUCUUCCGACCUCCAGCUCGUCUGCAGAGGUAUCAUCUCCAUCUCGAGUCGAUCCUGAAGAAGACGGAAAAGGACAACCACGACCGGGACAGCUUGCAGAACGCCAUCGACAUCAUCAACGACCAGUGCAAGACCGCCCAGGCGGGUGUAGAGUCAGCCGAGCUCAAGGUCAAGAUUCGCGAGUAUGCCUACAACCUCUUGGCCAAACGCAACAAGCAUGCCAUUGACAUGGACCUGCUAAAUCCCGAGCGUCAACUCAUCCAUCAAGGUAAGGUGCUACGCAAGCCGGAUGCAUUCGAUUUUGAUUGGACUGAGCUGCAGGCCAUCCUCUUUGACAACUACUUCAUUGUCACCAAGCCCAAGAGGAUCGAAGGUGCCGAAGAUGACGGCGCAAAUGUCGCAACAUCUUCCUCAUCUUUGGGUGCUCGCUUUGUGCUCGCAAAGCGACCGAUUCCUGUGGAAAUGCUUGAAGUCACGGGUCUUACCGAGUCCUCUAUUUCACGCUCGAUUGGCCUCAGCAACUUCCACAUCAGCAGAGAACGAGAAGCUCGUGACUUUUGGCCCUUCACCAUCUCGCACUUGGGAGGCAAGGUCGAGCCCAUCGCCCUCUAUGCACCCUCCAAGGCCGCAAGGGACCAGUGGAAGGUUAAGCUGGAUGAGGCCAUCGGCCUCCGCAUGGCUGUUCAGGACAACAACAAGGUGUUUGAACAACACAUUCUCAGCGACGACAUCUUUGCCAUUCCUCCCACGCUCAGCUUGGAGCCCGACAAGCCUGUACCUGGUGUCGAUCCGAGCGCAUUCCAUGGACGCGUCACCUGCGCAGUACCCUUUGUGACUGCCGAUGGCAGGCGACUGGUCGCUGUCGGAUGCGCUGACGGCGUGUGGAUCGGACUGCGAAACGAUCCCAAGUCACUUCGCAAGGUAUUGCAUCUGAAGUAUGUCACUCAGUGUGCCGUGCUCGAGUCGUUCGGCAUCUUUGUCGUGCUUGCGGACAAAGUGCUCAUCUCUUACAGUCUAGAAGCGUUAGUGCCGACUACAUCCAGCAGUGCUUUGGCGCUCCGCCCGCCGCAGAAGCUCAGUGGCAACCGCGACGUUCUCUUCUUCAACGUAGGCGUGCUCAAGGAUCGCACGCUGCUCAUAUACAUGAAGAAGAAAGCCAACGAAAGUGUUUUCCGCGCUCUCGAGCCGGUCCUUAACGCACCUCGCGGCACAGAAGGAAAAUCCGGCUCGGGCUUCUUUGGCAAGUUUGGCAAGGACUCGAAGAACUCAGACUGGUUCCGUAUCUACAAGACCUUCUUCAUCCCGUCCGAGGCGUAUUCGAUCCAGUUCCUCAAGUCUAAGCUCUGCAUCAUCUGCGCCAAGGGAUUCGAGAUCAUGAACCUGGAUAGCCUGCUUCCGGGCACCAUCCCAGACUUUGUUCACGCCAACCGCGAAGACAUCCGUGUGCAACAGCUGCAAAAGCGCGUGGAAACGGAUAAGCCCUUGGGCAUGUACAAGACGAGCGACGGCGACUUCCUCCUUUGCUACGAUGCCUUUGCAUGCUAUGUCGACCGACUCGGUGAGCCGACGAGGCUGGAGCAAAUUAUCGAGUGGGAAGGAUUCCCCAAGCAGGUGGCUUUCUCCGGCAACUACGUGCUCGCGUUUGACUCGCGAUUCGUCGAAGUGCGAGAUGCUCUUACAGGACGACUGGUGCAGAUCAUGCGUGGCUCUGACUUGACCUAUGUAUCUGGCAACAGCACUGUCACCUCGUCGUCGUCGGAGAGCGCGCAACUGGCAGCGCUCGACGCAGAAGCCAACCCGGUCAUCUUGACGAAGCGCGAGCGCGUGGUCGGGCGUAUCCCCUUCGACUUCCAGAAGGUCGUGGAGUUGACCCCGACAGCACCACUGAACGCAUAUGCGCCGCCUUUUCAACGGAGCGCAACCAUCUUAUCAACUGGCAGCAGCUUAAGCGGUCGUCCAUUGGGCCGGCCAUCUGUUGCCAGCUCUGGCAAUUGGAUCUGA
Ustilago hordei is the source of this 5064-nucleotide messenger RNA. RefSeq lists its product as uncharacterized. The record is from RefSeq and is a predicted model, not a curated record. The coding region runs from base 1 to 5064 and encodes 1687 amino acids. The transcript has a single exon. Gene Ontology annotation, molecular function: guanyl-nucleotide exchange factor activity. Lineage: Eukaryota; Fungi; Basidiomycota; Ustilaginomycetes; Ustilaginales; Ustilaginaceae.